Molecule: messenger RNA, 2341 nt
Organism: Oncorhynchus mykiss (rainbow trout)
Lineage: Eukaryota; Metazoa; Chordata; Actinopteri; Salmoniformes; Salmonidae
Gene: parvg
Product: parvin, gamma
Biological process (GO): cell projection assembly; establishment or maintenance of cell polarity regulating cell shape; actin cytoskeleton organization
Cellular component (GO): cytoplasm; focal adhesion; actin cytoskeleton
Molecular function (GO): actin binding
Source: RefSeq, a predicted model, not a curated record
GGUGAAGUGACCUCACGUUUACCGGUCUUGCACUCUACCCUAAUGCUCUAAACUAUAAGUCUUGGCCACUAAGCAUCAUAUAUGAGACCUUUCCUCAGAACGCACUCUGAACUCUGUGUAGCAAAACCACAGUUACAAAAGAGGAAGUGCCCACUACUUACUUAUUUCCUUCCGCAUCCUCUCAUUUUUCUUUUUACCCGUUUAACUCCUUCAUUCGUCCUUUUUGUUUCUCAUAGAAAUGUUUAAUUGGUCCUGAAUUGGGUGAAGAUUGUUUGUGCUGUCAUCCCGUGGCAUGUUUCUGGAGAACUGCUUGUCAGAUUGGGUGCACUUCUUUUUGUAGCACGGCUAUUUGGAUUGAUUCAGUGUUGACGUCAGUCAGGAAGCUGUACACAGGAGUUCCCCUAUUCAGUCUGCUUGCUGCUACUGCUCUGAAGGUAAGGUUUACUGGAUAAAACAUUUUUGGUGUGCCUCCGGGGGGAAAGUUUGUGUCAACUUCAGGCAGAGAAUCUCUAGGAGAGGAGUGAACUACACACACAGAUGGCACAGUGAAGCUACACUCUCGUCUCAGGGAGACACCUUUACAUAUUGUUGGUCACAGUGCAUCCCAGUCAGGGGAUAUGGAGGAUUUUCCUGAUAUGUACCAGGGGAAAGACCCUGAGGACAUUGAAUCUUUCCAGGGUGAGAGGAGGAAGAUCAUUCAGCCGACAUCUUUGAAAGAUCCCAAACUUGAAAAGCUGAAAUCGGUUUUGGUUAACUGGAUCAACAGUACUUUAAAAGAGGAACACAUCGUAGUGCAGAGUCUGGAAGAGGAUAUCUUUGAUGGCCUAAUCUUGCAUCACCUCCUUGGGAGGUUAGCUGGAGUGCUUCUGUCUGUGGAGGAGAUAGCGGUGACCAGCGCUGCUCAGACACGCAAGCUGGAGGUCAUCCUGGAGGCCCUGAAUGAGAAACUGGGGCUACAGGACAGCUCUCUCAGCAGGUGGAGUGUCAAACUCAUCCACAGCAAAGACUUGCUGGCCACACUCCAUCUUCUGGUUGCCAUGGUGAGGUGCUUCCAGCCUAAUCUGGAGCUUCCCCCAAAUGUCAGAGUGGAAGUUGUCUUGUUGGAGGUCAACAGAAGUGGAAUCAAAUCAGAAAAGGAAAUAGAGAUUCUUACAGAUGAAAGCGAUUCAGCUACCGACGCCCUGAGCAGCUCAGACAGCGAGGAUCCCAUUGAGCAGCUGCUGAAGCUGGAACCCCACAAGAUCAACACAGUAAAGCGGGCCAUCAUGCACUUUGUCAACAAGAAGAUGUCAACCUUGGGACUACAGGUGACAGACAUGGAGAAACAGUUUUCAGAUGGUGUUAUUCUCCUUCUGCUGAUUGGACAGUUGGAGGGCUUCUUUGUUCCACUCUAUGACUUCAACAUCACCCCAGUCAACGCUACUGAGAUGCUUCAGAAUGUGACCGUGGCCCUGGACCUCCUGAAUGACAUAGGGCUACCCACGACCAACAUUGAGCCCCAAGAUAUAGUCUCUCAGGAUGUGACAGCUACCUUGAAGGUCCUAUAUGCCCUGUUCAAGAAGCACAAAAGCAGAUGAGAGUGGGAAGAACACGGACGAGGACAUUAGGAGGUGAAGACGCCAGAAGUCCUUUGCCUGAGGUGUUUUUCCCCUGGCAAGUCCAGAAUCAUAGGCUGAUUCCUUCUGUGAAAUUACAGAAAAAUCAUAUAUCGAUUCUAUGUAAAGCUUUGUGUACUUUGUGUCAAUAAAAUUGUACUGUAUGUGCCAUAGUUUGAAUAGCAUGGGAAACCAAUCCCCGACCACAUUCCCCUUUGAAGAUCCAAGUAAUCUCAAAGUAGUCUGAAAUUGUGAGUGAGUAUCCUAUUGUGUUCUAUGACUCUGACGCUGCUGCUCGAUGCAACAAGAUAUCAUAGGAAAACGGCAUCUUGUGACGUUUUUACAAAACGAUAAGCAUCAAAACGUAUGAUGUUUAUGUCAAUACAUUGCAGUCAAUGGGAAAAGAUGAGCGUCACAGGGUUGAUGCCUAAGUGAAUACAUUGCAUUUAAUAGGGGAAGAUUAUUGACACAAUGUGGACGCCUUUGAACAUGACACCCUCGUUCUCUCUCAAUUCAAUUCAAUUGGCUUUAUUGGCAUGGGAAACAUAUGUUAACAUUGCCAAAGCAAGUGAAGUAGAUACUAUACAAAAGUGAAAUAAACAAUAAAAAUGAACAGUAAACAUUACACUCACAGAAGUUCCAAAAGAAUGAAGACAUUACAAAUGUCAUAUUAUGUAUAUAUACAGUGUUGUAACAAUGUGCAAAUGCUUAAAGUACAAAAGGGAAAAUAAAUAAGCAUAUACCUG